GUUUGGAUUCAGAUCGAUUUGGACUACGGAGUGGACGAGACCGAGACUCUAUGCCCAAUUUGAGUUCCGUGAGCGUCGAUCGUGCGGUCGCAUAACGGCUUUUCAAAUGGACACAUAACUUUUAAUUAAACACCAUCAGCCAAGUGGAUUAAUAACAAUCGUGUCCUGUGUGUGUGUGAAUGUGGUAAUUAAAACUCUUGGUUUAAGAUUAAAGUGAGAAAAGAAACCCUCAGAUAGAGCUUAUCGCAUUAAACAACCGCAAAUAAUUGCAAAUCUGCAGCUAAACAAACAGAAAGGCAUAAAAUCCAAGUUAACGGUUCUUAAGCGCACUCUCUAUUUCGCCAACAAGAAUAAAGAAUUGUGUGUGAUAGGGUAAGACGAUCCUAAGAUCAUAAGAGAUAACGGUUCGCGCGUACCAAAAAUCAAAUGCAGGCCGCAAAAUUAAUGCCGUUUGGAAGCUAAAAACACAACAAAAGUGAGCUGUGCUUAGAUAAUACAUAACUAAGGAAUUAUAUCUCGGGUGAUUACCGAUCCCAAGAUCGCUCGUCAACCGGAAUAUUCGCUAUAUUUGUGGUAUUCGUAAUAUUCGUAAUGCAACUGCGAGUGCACCCUACUAUGGACUGUAGCGGUCGUUCAACCAGCAAUAUUGAACGAGAUUCUGAUCUGGGAGACGAUUUGUCACAUGGUGAUCGAACGGACGACGAGAUGCGCGACUGCGACUCCGUGGAUGGGGAGCACCAUCAGCUGAGCGCCAAGGCGGCGAUUGCGGCCCGCUUAAGUCACACAGUUUCCGGCGGAGGAGGGAACUUCGCCAGUCCCGAGCCACAGACCGAGUUGCCCCUGAGCCAUCACCAUCAACUGCCGCCAAAUCAUCCGCUCAACGCUCUGGGCAGCUUCAUGGGCAUCGGCGGUCUACACAGCAUUCCAAAUCUGCAGCACAGCGACGUGCUCGAGAAGCUCAAGAUGCAGGUGCGCGACAUGAAGGUGGGACUGAUGGAACAGGAUUACGCGGCUGCAGCUCAUGCGGCGGCUUUCGGAGCCAAUAUGCUGCCCACGACCAUCAGCUCGGGAUUCCCGCUGCCCCACAACUCGGUGGCUGCGGCGGCGGCGGCUGCCUCCUUUGGCCACGUGACCUCGGCGCCCAGUGGCGGAAACGGGAAUGGGAGCAGCUACAACGGAGGCACCACCACCACGCCCAGCUCCAAUCCGGCCACAACCAAUGGCGGUGGCAACAGCGGACCAGGAGGAACCGGAGGAUCCGGCGGAGGUGGAGGAGGAGGUGGAGGUGGAGGAGCAGGUGCCCACCAGUUCUCGUUUGCAUCCCCCACAGCAGCGCCGAGCGGCAAAGAAGCCCGCCACUUUGCAGCCAAUUCCGCAUCCAACUCGUCGACGUCCAGCGAGGCCUCCAAUUCAUCGCAGCAGAAUAAUGGAUGGAGCUUUGAAGAGCAGUUCAAACAAGUCAGACAGCUCUAUGAAAUCAAUGAUGACCCCAAACGCAAAGAGUUCCUGGACGAUUUGUUCUCGUUUAUGCAAAAGCGCGGUACGCCGAUCAAUCGGCUGCCGAUUAUGGCCAAAUCGGUGCUGGAUCUCUACGAGCUGUACAAUCUGGUGAUUGCCCGCGGCGGUUUGGUGGAUGUUAUCAACAAGAAGCUGUGGCAGGAGAUCAUCAAGGGGCUGCAUCUGCCGUCGAGCAUCACCAGUGCCGCCUUCACCCUGCGCACCCAAUACAUGAAGUAUCUGUACCCGUACGAGUGCGAGAAGAAGAACCUCAGCACGCCGGCGGAGCUGCAGGCGGCCAUCGAUGGUAAUCGCCGGGAAGGACGACGCUCCAGCUACGGGCAGUACGAGGCCAUGCACAGUCAGAUGCCAAUGACGCCCAUUUCGCGACCCUCUCUGCCGGGUGGCAUGCAACAAAUGUCGCCUCUGGCUUUGGUCACCCAUGCCGCCGUGGCCAACAAUCAGCAGGCAAUCAACAAUGCCGCCGCCGCAGCAGCCCAUCAUCGCCUGAUGGGUGCUCCGGCCUUUGGCCAGAUGCCCAAUCUGGUCAAGCAGGAGAUCGAGAGCCGGAUGAUGGAGUAUCUGCAGCUGAUCCAGGCCAAGAAGGAGCAGGGUAUGCCCUCCGUGCUGGGUGGCGCCCAUCCCCACCAGCAGCAGCAACAGCAACAUCAGCAGCAGCAACACCAGCAGCAGCAGCAACAUCAGCAGCAACAGUCGCACCAGCAGCAGCAACAUCACCUGCAGCAGCAGCGUCAGCGAUCCCAGAGCCCCGAUCUGAGCAAGCACGAGGCACUCAGUGCUCAGGUGGCUUUGUGGCACAUGUACCACAACAACAACAGCCCACCGGGAUCGGCUCACACAUCGCCGCAGCAACGCGAAGCCCUGAACCUAUCCGAUUCGCCGCCAAAUCUCACAAAUAUCAAAAGGGAACGCGAACGGGAACCCACGCCGGAGCCCGUGGACCAGGACGACCAGCCCCACCAGCCGCCUCCUGCCAAGCGCGUGGGCAGUGGCCUCCUGCCACCCGGCUUUCCCGCCAACUUCUACCUGAAUCCCCACAACAUGGCCGCCGUGGCAGCUGCAGCGGGAUUCCACCAUCCAUCGAUGGGCCACCAGCAGGAUGCCGCCUCCGAGGGCGAACCGGAGGACGACUACGCCCACGCCGAGCACAAUACCACGGGCAACUCGUCCUCCAUGAACGAUGACAGCGAGCCGCAGCAGAUGAACGGACAUCACCACCACCACCACCAGAGCCACCAGCUGGACAAGUCCGACGACUCGGCCAUCGAGAACUCGCCCACCACAUCCACCACCACCACUGGUGGCUCGGUGGGUCAUCGCCACAGCUCACCCGUUUCCACCAAGAAGAAGGGCGGCGGUAAGCCCCAGAGCGGCGGAAAGGAUCUGCCGGCCGAGGACAAGGAUACGCCCUCCACUGGCAAGCUCAAUCCCCUCGAGACACUGAGCCUGCUGUCCGGCAUGCAGUUUCAAGUGGCAAGGAAUGGAACUGGCGAUAACGGCGAACCGCAGUUGAUUGUGAAUCUGGAGCUCAAUGGCGUCAAGUACUCGGGCGUGCUGGUGGCUAAUGUGCCGCUGUCCCAGGGCGAAACAAGGACGAGCUCACCCUGCCACGCAGAAGCACCCGCCAACGAGGAGGAGCACGACGAGGAGGAGCCGCCGAAGGCCGCUGAAGAGGAUUCGGAGUCCCAUCGAUCGCCGGUCAAGCAGGAGAACGAGGAGGCCGACCAGGACAUGGAGACCAGCGAGGUCCUUGUGAACGGAGGCGCUGCGGCGGGGGCUGGUGCUGCUGUCCCCUUGCUCAAGGAUGCCGUGGUCAGCUAGAGAGGAGGAUAACCGGACGGCAAGGAAAGGAUAGGAAUACCAAAGUCAUAUUUUUCAGAAAAAUACAAAAGCAGUUCAACUCACAACACACAAGCACACAGAUGCCGAACCCAAAUGUACAUACACACGCGUGCGGCAGGAGCACAGGACAAGGAGCACAGGAGCAGGAGCAGGAGCAGGAAGGAUGUGGCCAUUGUGGAGGCCAGGACAAGAAAAGCGCAUUAGGCGCAGUGAUGUCCACACAUACCUAUAAUAUGCAGCAUUCAUUCAGCACCCGUCCCCCAACCGAAACGCCGCCAGUAGAGGAUCAUACAAGUAUAUAUAUUACAAAGCCUAUAUAUAUGGGAUACAUGUGUGCUCUAUUUCCACAUUUGCAUAAAAGACAAGCCAGCGAGCGUGCAGUUAUCGAUAGCCAUUACUUACAUAAGCGAGUGCAUCACUUCGGAUACAUACAAAUAUACAACCAAUAUACCCGUAUAUAUAUGAUAUAUGAAUUAGGUUACGAGUCCCACAAAACCAAUUUGUUUUUAGCGUGAAAUCUGUUUUAUCCUCCUACGAACUUUUCCCUUUUUUUGUGUUAGGCUGCAAGGCUUCUGUACAUAUCAAUCAAUACUUAGCUCGUAGACCCAUAUACUAUAUAUUAUAUACUAUAUAUAUUAUCGGAACCUAGUCUGUAAGAACACAUUCACACAUCAGCAAGCAUACACACACCGCUAACACACUUGCAUAUCCAUUAUGACCGCAUCGUAGACAUAUUUUAGACAUAAAAUCAACACAAGUAAUAAGCAUAAAUGUAUCUGUCGUAAAAUUAAAUUGCGCUUUUGGCACCCACA
Messenger RNA from Drosophila suzukii, 4172 nucleotides. It is a transcript of the gene retn, whose product is annotated as retained. Gene Ontology annotation, molecular function: DNA binding. The record is from RefSeq and is a predicted model, not a curated record. Gene Ontology annotation, biological process: regulation of transcription by RNA polymerase II. Lineage: Eukaryota; Metazoa; Arthropoda; Insecta; Diptera; Drosophilidae. Gene Ontology annotation, cellular component: nucleus.